AUGACACACGUUUCAAUUGUUACAGGAGCUUCAAGAGGAAUUGGUAAAGCAAUUGUCGACACCAUUUUGCAAACGCCAGAAGCAAAAGUUGUCGCCAUUGCCAGAUCACAGUACGCUCUUCAAUCAUUAAAGGAUAAGUAUGGUCCCGACAGUUUUGAUUUUGUCGCCGGUGAUGUGACUGAUGUCAUUACUGUUCAAAAGGCAAUCGAUGUAGCACUUACUCAAUUCGGACAAAUUGAUUCGAUUGUCGCUAAUGCCGGUGUUUUGGAUCCCGUUGGUGCAAUCAACACCACCUCAAUUGAUGAUUGGAAAAAAUUGUACGAUGUCAACUUGUUUUCAAUUGUGCAAUUGAUACAACUUAGUUUACCUGAGUUGAAGCGUACAAAGGGUAAUAUCGUUGCUGUUAGCUCAGGAGCAGCAAACAAGGCGUACAGUGGAUGGUACGCCUAUGGAAGCUCAAAGGCUGCCUUAAACCACCUCAUUUUCUCAUUAGCACAGGAGGAGCCAUUAAUUCAAGCCAUUUCGAUUGCCCCCGGAGUCGUUGACACUGAAAUGCAACAGGAUAUCAGAGAAAAGUUUGGUUCCAAUAUGAGCAAAGAAGGAUUGCAAAGGUUUAUCGAUUUACAUGAAAAGAAGCAAUUGGUACCUCCAGAAGAGCCGGGUAGAGUUUUUGCCAAUUUGGCAUUAAAAGGAUGGUCAGCUGAUUUAAAUGGACAAUUUCUCCGAUACAAUGAUUCAAAACUUGAAUCAUACAAGUAG
Molecule: messenger RNA, 759 nt
Organism: Lodderomyces orthopsilosis Co 90-125
Lineage: Eukaryota; Fungi; Ascomycota; Pichiomycetes; Serinales; Debaryomycetaceae
Product: sepiapterin reductase family protein
Exons: 2
Coding region: 1-759 (252 amino acids)
Cellular component (GO): intracellular anatomical structure
Molecular function (GO): oxidoreductase activity, acting on NAD(P)H, oxygen as acceptor
Source: RefSeq, a predicted model, not a curated record